UCGCAGGGUCCGAGGCAGGGACAGAGGUCGAGUCCGCGCUGUGGGUCAGGCAGGGCGCUGAACGCCUAAGUCACUCGCGCCGUUGGCGGCCCCCGCCCUUUGGGCUGCGUCGCGGAAGCGCCGACCGGUCUGGAAGGUCCCCGGGAGGCGGGUCCUCCGAGAGGCUCGGCGCUGAUCCCGGGGAGGGCCCUGUGGCUGCCCCUCCGCCUGGAGCAGGGCCUUGGCUCUUCCGCUCCCCUGCGCCCGCGAGGGGAUGCAGCUCCCGGCAAGUGAGUUAUACUUUAAUGUACUACAGGUUGUAUACUACGGAUGGGAACUAUCAAAGUUUAUAAUGUCAAAAACUUUUCUUAGACCAAAGGUAUCUUCCACAAAGGUAACAGAUUGGGUAGACCCAUCAUUUGAUGAUUUUUCGGGGAAUACAGGCAUCUCUGCUGUUACUGCUACAUCAUUUGGUGUGAAUAACUCAAGUCAUAGAAGAAAAAAUGUGCCUUCCACAUUAGAAAGUAGCAGAUUUCCAGCUAGAAAAAGAGGAAAACUGUCUUCCUCAGAACAGGUUUAUGGUCUAGAAAAUCCAAAAGAAUAUCUGUCUGAAAAUGAACCAUGGGUGGACAAAUACAAACCAGAAACUCAGCAUGAACUUGCUGUGCAUAAAAAGAAAAUUGAAGAAGUUGAAACCUGGUUAAAAGCUGCAGUCUUAGAAAGGCAACCAAAACAGGGUGGAUCCAUUUUAUUAAUAACAGGUCCUCCUGGAUGUGGAAAAACAACAACUAUAAAAAUAUUAUCAAAGGAGCAUGGUAUUCAAGUACAAGAGUGGAUUAAUCCAAUUUUACCAGACUUCCAAAAAGAUGAUUUCAAGGAGAUAUUUAAUUCUGAAUCAAGCUUCCAUGUAUUUCCCUAUCAGUCUCAGAUAGCAGUUUUUAAAGAGUUUCUACUAAGAGCAACAAAAUAUAACAAACUACAAAUGCUUGGAGAUGAUCUGAGAACUGAUAAGAAGAUAAUUCUGGUUGAGGAUUUACCUAACCAGUUUUACCGAGAUUCUCAUACUUUACAUGAGGUGCUAAGGAAGUAUGUACAAAUGGGUCGGUGUCCUCUAGUAUUUAUAGUCUCUGACAGUCUCAGUGGAGACAACAGUCAAAGGUUACUGUUUCCCAAAGAGAUUCAGCAGGAGUGUGCUAUAGCGAACAUUAGCUUCAACCCCGUGGCACCAACAAUUAUGAUGAAAUUUCUUAAUCGAAUAGUGACAAGAGAAGCUAAUAAGAAUGGAGGAAGUAUCAUUGUCCCUGAUAAAACUUCUCUAGAGUUGCUCUGUCAAGGAUGCUGUGGCGAUAUCAGAAGUGCAAUCAACAGCCUCCAGUUUUCUUCAAAAGGUGAGAACAAUUUAUGGCCAAGGAAAAAAGGAAUGUCUUCAUUAAAAUCGGAUGCUGCGCUGUCAAAAUCAAAAGGAAGAAAAAAACCUGAUCGAGUUUUUGAAAGUCAGGAGGCCCAAGCUAUUGGAGGCAAAGAUGUUUCUCUCUUUCUCUUCAGAGCUUUGGGGAAAAUACUGUAUUGCAAAAGAGCAUCUUUAACAGAGUUAGACUCACCUCGCCUGCCUCCGCAUUUGUCAGAGCAUGAACGGGACACGUUACUUGUUCAGCCUGAGGAAGUCGUAGAAAUGUCACACAUGCCAGGAGAGGUGUUUAAUUUAUAUCUUCACCAGAACUACGUGGACUUCUUCAUGGAAAUAAAUGACCUUGUGAGAGCCAGUGACUUUCUGAGUUUUGCAGAUACCCUCAGUGGUGACUGGAAUACACGCUCUUUACUCAGGGGAUAUAGUACAUCUAUAGCUACGAGAGGCGUGAUACAUUCCAACAGAGCCCGAGGGUUUGCUCACUGCCAAGGAGGAGGAUCAAGUUUUCGACCCUUGCACAAACCCCAGUGGUUUCUAAUAAAUAAAAAGUAUCGGGAAAAUUGCCUGGCAGCAAAAGCACUUUUUUCUGACUUCUGCUUACCAGCUUUAUGCCUUCAAACUCACCUGUUGCCAUACCUUGCUUUGCUAACCAUUCCGAUGAGAAAUCAAGCUCAGAUUUCUUUUAUCCAAGAUAUUGGAAGGCUUCCUCUGAAGCGACACUUUGGAAGAUUUAAAAUGGAAGCCCUGACGGACAGGGAGCCUGGAAUGAUAGACGCCGACAGUGGAGAUGAAGCCCAGCUUAUGGGAAGGCAGCCUGCAGAGGAAGCUCUGGGUGAACCCACUCAAACCACUGAACCCGAGACCUGGUCUCUUCCUUUGAGUCAGAACGGUGGGAGUGAACUGCCCGGCAGCCAGCCUCAGCCCUUUUCAGCCCAGGGAGAUGUGGAAGAAGACGACGUGGUCAUAGAAGACUAUGAGAGCGACGGGACAUAGAAACCAGCCUGCCAGCCACGUUGCUGCUGGACAGAUUUGUAUCAGUUUUCCUCCUUGGUACUUGA
This is a messenger RNA of Ceratotherium simum simum (southern white rhinoceros), 2445 nucleotides long. The record is from RefSeq and is a predicted model, not a curated record. Lineage: Eukaryota; Metazoa; Chordata; Mammalia; Perissodactyla; Rhinocerotidae.